CAGCGAGGAGAAGCAAAUCCAUUUCAGCACCACGGAGAGCGGCUGGCCACGUAUCUCUUCUGCAAGGGCUCUCAGGAACGCCUCUCUCCCACCCAUCUCCUCCUGUCUCUCAGCCUCGCUCCCUCCUCGCCGUCCUCCUCUCUCCUGCACUCCACGGCUUCAUUUCAAUCAGGUGGCUGUUGCUCUUCGAGAUUAGUGAAAAUCUAGCCGGAAAAUACUCGCGAAGCCUCCCCCUCCUCCCUCUUCCCGUAUACACAAAGGGAGAAGGGAAACGGCAACGUGCUUUGAAUUUGUGUUGACUCUUUGAGAGUCCUCUCACUCUCUGCCUCUAUGGACUGUUGGCACGAAGCCUCUACAGCCAACUGAUCGGAUGCCCCAGGCUGAGGAGUGAUUGGAAAGAUCCACGCCAAGUGGUCUGCUUGCCAUUAAAUGCUAGUUGCCAUCAUAAAAGGUCUAUGUUGGAUCGUUUUAUAGAAAUACAUAUUUUUUUAUCUUUCUUACUGGUGUAACAUUUAUGGGGCCUGUUUAUUUGCCUCUUUAAUGCUAUUUUUUUUUUCCAACCUUCACUUUGAGCUGAUUGCCAAUAAAAAAAAGAGGCGACAAGACCAUCUUCUUGAUUUACUUGUUGGCUGUAACGACUGAUCCAUGGCUUCGCUCUAUCAGAGACUCACCGGGAAAAUAAACACGUCCAGGUCCUUUCCUAAUCCACCUGAAGCAAGUCAUCUCUUGGGUGGUCAGAGCGCUGAAGAAGACAAUGCCGUGAAGACCUCACGCCCACUGCAAGAAGUCCGAGCCGGUUAUCAGUACCAGCCCCGGAUCGACUGUGAAGAGGAAGAUGAGCUGGUGGGGAGUAAUCCUCCGCAGAGGAACUGGAAAGGCAUCGCCAUCGCCCUGCUGGUAAUUCUGGUAAUUUGCUCCCUGAUCGUCACGUCUGUUAUUCUGCUGACGCCAGUUGAAGAUAAUAGCCUGUCACUCAAGGCAAAGGUAUCACUACAAGAUUUGGUCGAUGGGGAGUUUGCAAUCCAUGAUCCCGGAGCUAAAUGGAUAAAUGAUAAAGAAUUAAUAUUCCGGACCCAAAAAGGCAAUGUCUUGAAGCUAAACGUGGAACUGAACGAGUCAACGCUUCUAAUAGAAAGCAAAAUAUUUGAUGCCUUGAGAGUCAGCAAAUAUGAAAUAUCUGCAGACAUGAGAUACGCACUCCUAGCAUAUGAUGUCAGACCGGUAUAUCGACACUCGUUUACUGCGAAUUACAUUGUGUAUAACAUGCUAACAGGGGGACAUCGUAUUUUGAACCCACCAGAAGUCCCUGAUGAGCAGCUGCAGUAUGCCGGAUGGGGCCCCAAGGGCCAACAGCUGAUCUUUAUUUUUGAAAAUAACAUCUACUAUCAAAUGAACGUGGAGAGCCGGGCCAUCCGUCUGGUGUCAACGGGAAAAGAGGGAGUCAUUUUCAACGGUCUCAGUGACUGGUUAUACGAAGAGGAAAUUUUGAAGACCCACAUUGCUCACUGGUGGUCUCCAGAUGGCGCCAGGCUAGCAUACAUAACAAUAAAUGAUACCAAAGUCCCCAUUAUGGAGAUCCCAAUCUACACUGGAUCAAUGUACCCUACGGUGAAAACGUACCGUUAUCCCAAGGCUGGCUUUGAUAACCCUGUAGUGACCUUACAUGUUGUCAAUGUGAACGGCCCCCCUCACCUGGUAGAAAUGAUACCUCCUGACGAUCAGAGAAUGAGGGAGUAUUACAUAACGAUGGUGAAAUGGGCGACCAGUACGAAGGUUGCUGUAAACUGGUUAAACAGGGCCCAGAAUAUCUCCAUUCUGACGCUUUGUGACGCCACAACCGGAGUCUGCUCAAAGAAACAUGAAGAUGAAAGUGAAGCCUGGUUGCACAGGCAGAAUGAAGAACCAAUCUUCUCCAAAGACGGGAGGAAGUUCUUCUUUGUGAGGGCAAUUCCACAAGGAGGACGAGGGAAGUUCCACCACAUUGCUAUGUCUUCAUCACAGGCUAACAACAGCAACGACAAUUUACAAUCCAUCACGUCGGGAGACUGGGAUGUUACCAAGAUUCUGGCUUAUGAUGAAAAAAAACACAAGGUUUAUUUUCUCAGCUCAGAGGAUUCGUCGAGACGGAGGCAGUUAUACAGCGCAAAUACCAAUGAGAACUUCAACCGUCAAUGUAUCUCCUGUCUGUUGAUUGAAAACUGCACUUACAUCAGCGCGUCUUUCAGUCACAGUCUGGAAUUCUUCUUGCUGAAAUGUGAAGGUCCAAGGAUACCUAGUGUGACAAUUCAUAACACAUCGGACGGACAAAUUCUUAUUGAAUUGGAGAACAAUUCUAAAGUGAAAUUGGCGAUGGAAGUGAGACAGAUGCCUAAAAUUGAAUAUCAAAAUAUCAAGAUAAAGGACUAUGACUUGCCAAUGCAGAUUAUUAAGCCUGCGACGUUCUCGAACACAGCUCAUUACCCUCUGCUACUCGUUGUUGACGGAAGUCCCGGCAGCCAGAGCGUGACGGAAAAGUUUGAAAUUAAUUGGAUCACGGUGCUGGUCAGCUCCUUCAGUGCCAUCGUGGUGAAAUUUGAUGGACGUGGGAGUGGAUUUCAAGGCACAAAACUUUUGCACGAGAUGAAGCGAAAGCUCGGGGAUGUAGAUGAGAAGGACCAAGUAGAAGCUCUAAGUAAAUUGCUAAACGAACAAUACAUUGAUAAACAGCGGGUCGGUGUAUUCGGAAAGGAAUAUGGAGGUUACCUGAGCAUUUCGCUUCUGUCAAAUCGUAACGAUAUCCCGAUUUUCACGUGCGGUGCGGCUCUCUCGCCUAUAACAGAUUUUGCAUUAUAUGCUUCUGCCUUUUCUGAAAGAUAUUUGGGAUUGCGUACCCUCGAUAACAGAGCAUACGAGUUUUCCAAAUUAGAAAACAAAGUGCCCUUACUGAACACAGAGAAGUUUUUGAUUAUCCACGCGACUGCAGAUGAAAAAGUCCAUUUCCAGCACACAGCAGACCUCAUAACACAUUUAGUGAAAGCAAAAGCCAAUUACUCAUUACUGAUAUACCCAGACGAAAACCACUAUAUGAAGAACGCACAGUUUGAACAACACUUGCAUAAAUCCAUUGUGGAUUUCUUUGAAGAAUGCUUCAGAAUUCAAGAUAAGCCUCCAGUAGUUACCAUCGAAGACGAGGAAGAGGAAGAUUAACUUUUCGACAGUGCCGAGCACAAACCGGUUCCCAUAUAAUAUGCAACUGAAUCGCUCUCCCGGGGAAAUAAGAAAUGUUAACAUUUAGCAUGUAAAGUGCUCUCAAUGGCUUACCAGUUCGGACUCUUUCCUCGAUGGAAGUAACCAUUGUGAACUAGGAACUCAACAAAAAGACGAAUACAUUGCUUUCCGGCAGGAGAUUGCCGUACUUUAUAGACAAACCGAUAACAUUCGAGGAGUCAGACUUUUCCAGAGACUCUACGAGGAUUAUUCCAAGGACAAUGUGACCCGUUAAACUUCACGUAAAAAGCCGUAGCUUUGAAAUCCAAUCUUUUUUGCGGCACCGAAUUAACAUUGCAUCCGCGUCAUAUACGACUACUACAUGGGGGGGUGAAAAAAAAAGAUUAUAGCACAAUUAUUUUAUGAGUACUAACAGUUUUCUCGCUCAAUAUCUCAUCCUUAAAAAAAAAAAAAUCACACAAAAAAACAGAAAAGCCGAUCUUAGGGGCAGCGUUGAUGAACACAAUGUAUUAAUCCUACUAAAACAAUGUAUAUCGUUAUGUAAUUAUUUCAGAUUUUUGUAUAUAGUUUUUAACGGGUCUUAAUUUAAUUGAUUCAUGAGUUUAUUUUGCACGUGGAUUUUGAGUACGAAAGCUGUGGAAGAAUAGCUUCCUCUCAUGCAGAAAUUGUACAGGGGGGUAACCCCAAUUUUAGUACGUUUGUGGUACUCCAGGGGUUAAAUCAAAGUGUUACAAUGUAUUUCUGGAUGGGAACAAACUGGUUCGAUAAGACUUAUCGAUGGACUGUUGUGGUUUUUGAAGUCUGUUCCGGUUGGGAAAGCUCUAGAAGGUUAGCUAUUCUUUUAAAAAAACUGUUUG
This is a messenger RNA of Spea bombifrons (plains spadefoot toad), 4064 nucleotides long. It is a transcript of the gene DPP6, whose product is annotated as dipeptidyl peptidase like 6. Gene Ontology annotation, molecular function: dipeptidyl-peptidase activity; serine-type peptidase activity. The transcript is spliced from 26 exons. Bases 646 to 3186 code for a protein of 846 amino acids. Gene Ontology annotation, biological process: proteolysis. Lineage: Eukaryota; Metazoa; Chordata; Amphibia; Anura; Pelobatidae. The record is from RefSeq and is a predicted model, not a curated record.